Molecule: messenger RNA, 1905 nt
Organism: Penaeus monodon (black tiger shrimp)
Lineage: Eukaryota; Metazoa; Arthropoda; Malacostraca; Decapoda; Penaeidae
Product: long-chain fatty acid transport protein 4-like
Biological process (GO): triglyceride homeostasis
Cellular component (GO): endoplasmic reticulum
Molecular function (GO): long-chain fatty acid-CoA ligase activity; long-chain fatty acid transmembrane transporter activity
Source: RefSeq, a predicted model, not a curated record
CAGUCUUUGUUGGUGACCAGUGGGUGAGAUACCAGUUGCAGCUUUAUCAGUUCAUCUGAAAGUAUUUAUUCUGUUGGGGAAUUGUAUUUUGUUUUCACAACACAAUGUGGAGGACCGCCUUAGCAGUGGGCGUAACAAGUGCCUUGUGGGCUGCAGGGAAGCAGGGCCUCAAGGUCUUUGAUAUUUUGAUACCAUCACUAAACGGAUUACAGCUUGCCUCGGUUGCUGCUGGCAUCUACAUUACUGCAGGAGGUUACUACACACUUUGGCUUGCUUAUAAUACAUUACCUAGGGAUAUUACGGCAGCAUGGAGAUAUGUACAGUGUCACAUAAAACUGAAAACUGCAUCCUUUAGGAAUAUCAGCAUCCCAAAGAUGUUCAUGGAAAAUGUUAGAAAAAAUCCCAAUAAAGUAGCACUCAUCUUUGAAGAUCAGAAGUGGACAUUUGCUCAGAUUGAUGAGUACAGCAACCGAGUGGGUAACUUCAUGGUUAAGCAAGGUUUCAAGCAUGGGGAUGUUGUUGCACUUUACAUGUGGAACCGGCCGGAAUAUGUAUGCACAUGGCUUGGAUGCGCAAAGGUUGGUGUGGUUCCAGCUCUGAUUAACUUCAACCUGCUGAACGAUUCACUCAUCCACUCCAUCAAGGUGGCAGAAUCAAAAGCACUUAUAUGUGGAUGGGAAAUGCAAGAAGCUGUGAAGGAAGUGCAAGACCAGCUUGCAUUACCAAUCUUUGUAUCAGGAUUAGGAAAUGAAAAACCCUCAUUGACAGAUGUCAAAUGUCUGGAUUCUCUGUUGAAUCAGUCAAAUCCAACACCUCCACCUCAGAUAGACAAUGUUGAUAUUAAGGAUAAACUUAUAUAUAUUUACACAUCUGGCACUACUGGUUUACCAAAGGCAGCUGUCAUCAAACACUCCAGGUACCUUUUCUUCUGUGCUGCAGUCCAUUACAUGGUUGGCUUAAGUGAAGAUGAGGUUAUAUAUAACCCACUACCUUUAUACCAUACUGCUGGAGGUAUGGUUGGCAUGGGGCAGGUCCUGCUGUUCAAUAACACUGCAGUUAUUCGGCGCAAGUUUUCUAAAUCACAAUAUUGGAUUGAAGCUAAAAAGCAUGGUUGCACAGUGGGUCAAUAUGUAGGAGAACUGUGCCGCUACCUUCUUACCAACUCCCCUCAUCCAGAAGAGAAACAACAUAAAGUAAAGGUAAUGUUUGGCAAUGGUGUAAGAGAAAACAUUUGGGAAGAAUUCACAACAAGGUUCAACAUACCUUUCAUUGCGGAGUUUUAUGGAGCAACAGAAGGAAUUGCAAAUUUAAUUAACAUGGAAGGUAAACAUGGUGCCUGUGGCUUCCUGUCAGUCCUGUUCCCUAGUGCCAUACCUGUGUACCUUGUCAAGAUUGAGGAGGAGACUGGCGAGCCUAUAAGGGAUAAAAAUGGACUUUGUGUUGUGUGCAAACCAGGUGAACAAGGAGAACUUGUAGGUAUCAUUAAGAAGGAACAUCCAUUCCGUGAGUUUCAUGGUUAUGCAGAUGAAGCAGCCACAAAGAAGAAGAUACUAAGGAAUGUGCUGAAGCCAGGAGACACAGCCUUUAAAUCAGGUGACAUCCUUGUUCAGGACAAAUUUGGCUAUCUCUACUUCAUGGACCGAACAGGGGACACUUUCCGCUGGCGUGGAGAAAAUGUCUCCACUACAGAAGUCGAAGGAGUUGUAUUGAAGGCCACAGACCACAAAGAUUCUGUUGUGUAUGGUGUUGAGGUCCCAGGGGCAGAGGGGAGAGCUGGAAUGGCAGCUAUUGUUGAUCCAGAAAGAGAGAUUGACUUAGAGGAUUUCUUAAAGAAGAUUAAGAAAUCUGUGCCACCAUAUGCUCGGCCUUUGUUCCUCAGACUCCUUGAUCGUAUUUCUGUAACAG